This is a messenger RNA of Rhodotorula graminis WP1, 1121 nucleotides long. RefSeq lists its product as uncharacterized. Gene Ontology annotation, molecular function: mRNA binding. Gene Ontology annotation, cellular component: nucleus; cytoplasm. Gene Ontology annotation, biological process: regulation of RNA metabolic process; regulation of gene expression. The coding region runs from base 22 to 1077 and encodes 351 amino acids. Lineage: Eukaryota; Fungi; Basidiomycota; Microbotryomycetes; Sporidiobolales; Sporidiobolaceae. The transcript has 6 exons. The record is from RefSeq and is a predicted model, not a curated record.
AAGCUCGAGGUCGACGAUGAGAUGCCGCCCGCGACCGAGACCGAGCCCGAGGCCGACGACGGCACCGACGCGCCUCAAGGAGCCGCCGACGGCAACGACGACAGCGCCAUCAAGACCGAGGAGACGCCCGUCCAGAUGAACGUCGACUCGAGCGGCAUCCCGGCCAAGCCCGUCGUCGACCUCCCCGCCAACCCGGAGCAGGCGGCCCACGACGCGGCGCCGGCGUCGCAGACGAUCCAGAUGCGCACCCUCAUCGUCACCCAGGACGCGAGCAUCAUCAUCGGCAAGCAGGGCAAGAACAUCAUCGAGAUCCGCGAGAAGAGCGGCGCCAAGAUCACCAUCACCGAGGCCGUCCCGGGCAACCCGGAGCGCAUCAUGUCGGUCGGCGGCCCUCUCGACGCCGUGUCCAAGGCUUUCGGCCUCAUCGUCCGCCGCAUCAACGACGAGCCGUUCGACGUCCCCUCGGUCCCAGGCUCGCGCGCCGUCACGAUUCGCUUCAUCAUCCCGCACUCGCGCAUGGGCUCGGUCAUCGGCAAGGGCGGCAGCAAGAUCAAGGAGAUCCAGGAGGCGUCGGGCGCAAAGCUCCAGGCGAGCGAGGCCAUGCUUCCCGGCAGCUCCGAGCGCGUCCUGUCGGUCUCGGGCGUCGCCGACGCCGUCCACAUCGCCGUCUACUACGUCGGCUCGGUCCUCCAGGAGCACCCGCCGCAAGCUUCGAACCAGUCGUACCGCCCGAGCGGCGGCGACUACCGCGGCCCGCCUCCCGAGCGCGGCCCGCGCCCCGAACGUGGGCCCGGCGGCGCCGUGCCGGCCCAGGUCGGGCCCGGCGCGCAGACGCAGCAGCUGUACAUCCCGACUGAGCUCGUCGGCUCGAUCAUCGGCAAGGGCGGCAGCAAGAUCAACGAGGUCCGCUCCAUGUCGGCUUGCCAGAUCAAGAUUGCAGAGCCUGGCGAGGUCGGUCCCGGCGGCGCACCCAACGAGCGUCUCGUCACGAUCACGGGCCAGCCGGCGGGCAUCCAGGUGGCCGUGCGGAUGCUCUACCAGCGUCUCGAGCAGGAGAAGUCGAAGCAGCUGUCGUAGAUGGCGGGCCUGCUGGAGCUGCAUCUUCUCUGUCUUUCUUUGCG